Molecule: messenger RNA, 2923 nt
Organism: Struthio camelus australis
Lineage: Eukaryota; Metazoa; Chordata; Aves; Struthioniformes; Struthionidae
Gene: CXCR6
Product: C-X-C motif chemokine receptor 6
Biological process (GO): G protein-coupled receptor signaling pathway; calcium-mediated signaling; immune response
Cellular component (GO): membrane; external side of plasma membrane
Molecular function (GO): C-C chemokine binding; C-C chemokine receptor activity; coreceptor activity
Source: RefSeq, a predicted model, not a curated record
UUAAAAAAUGGUAAGUGGUAGACAUAGAUUAAUUUUUAAAUCUGUAAAUAAUUUUUCAAAAAAUGAUUCAAUUUGAUUCUGGCCAUUUCAGUAAAAUGAACACAUGCAAAAGAAACACAGAUAUUUUCCACCAGCUCUUGGGAGCACAACUUCUUUGUACUAUCAUUUCUGUAGCAGUAUCACUGAAGAAUGCGUAUCAAAACAGAGGAGUAACUUCACAUCAUGUUAUUUUCGUCAACAUCUACAAGUGUCAUGAUGCAACAGCACAGGCUUCAUCACAGGUAAAUGAAACAAACUGCUGCUUUCAGAUUUCCUCUGAAAGAUAGAUGGCUGCAUUCCCCCAAGAUGUGACAUCCUCUAGUAGAAAGGUUACUACCGUUCUUUCUUCUGGGGAAAAUUGAAACACCUCCCUCAACAAGGCAUAGCAACGCCGAAGUUUGAGACAUCACAUCAUGUGGAUUCUAACUUAGCUGUUUACCAUUCAUUGAAAAAAAGAAUAAAAAAACCUUACUGGUCUGUAUGCCAUUGGACUGGAUAGGCUGGUCUGCACCAGCUCAGAGGAAAGCAUUGCUUCCCAAGAAAGAGGCAAGAAACAUCAGCUGACUGCUGCCGCAAAAAGCUGCUUUUAAAAAGAAGGCAACAUGACAACUACAGACGCUGAUAACUUUUAUAACUUCUCAGCCAUUGAUCCCAAUGAAAUUGGAAGUGACAGUUUUCACAUAUUUACAAGAAUCUUUCUGCCCUGUAUGUAUUCAUUUGUUUUUAUCUUUGGGCUAGUAGGAAAUGCUUUGGUCUUUAUCAUACUAGUUUUCUAUGAGAAACUGAAGACGCUGACAGACGUGUUUUUGCUGAACUUGUCUGUAGCUGACUGGAUCUUUCUUUGGACACUGCCAUUCUGGGCAUAUUCCGCCACUCAGGAGUGGGUUUUUGGCACUGUGGCAUGUCGUGCUAUACGGGGCUUGUAUACUCUGAAUUUGUACACAUCAAUGUUAACUCUAACCUCUAUAACCUUCGAUCGGCUUAUUGCUAUUACUUUUGCCACCAAAGCACACACGUGCCAAACCAAACGAAUGACAUGGGGCAAAUUAAUCUGCAUCUUGAUCUGGGUGAUUUCACUAGCCUUUGCCACACCACAGUUUAUUUUUAGUGAGGCAUUUAGUAUUGAUAAGGCAAUAUGUCAGGAAAACUACCCAAACCAUCGCACAGAACUGGUUCUUGAAGUAAUCCAAGUGACCCUUGGCUAUUUCAUCCCCAUGCUAACCAUGACCACCUGCUACUCACUAAUCAUUAAAACAUUACUGCAUGCCAGGAGUUUUCAGAAGCACAAAUCUCUGAAAAAAAUAUUUUCUGUAGUUGGCACAUUUAUUCUUACCCAGUCACCCUAUACUUUCUUGAGACUGAUAAAGAUCAUAGAUUGGAGCUUUAACUUGAACCGCAACUUUGAAUAUGCAAUCGUCGUGACAGAAGCUUUUGCUUAUUUCCAUGGCUGCCUCAACCCUGUUCUGUAUUUCUUCAUUGGGGUGAAAUUCAGGAAGAAUUUCCAGAAAAUUAUUAAAAAGUCAAGAUGCAUCAAAUGGAAAGUUACUGCUAGACAAGGGCAAACCACUGAAGAUGAAGGCUCUAAAACUUUUACUGCCUCAAAUAAUGCAGAUGCAACAAGCAUGUAUCCGCUAUAAAACUGCCUAGAGAAUAUGGCAACUAUCUGCAGCUUCUUCUUUUUUUUUUUGUUAAUACUGAGAUAGCUAGCACUCAUGAAAGGGGACAGAGAGUCCCAUUAGCAAAGAUGUGAGAUCUGCUUCAAGGCAAUGUAUCUUAAUCAUAAUACUUCAGUGAUUCCUACUUUUUCUAGGAUCCAGAGCUGAUCCUAAAACAAAGCUGGUAACUGAGUUAACUAUGCAGAAGUAUUUCAACAGGUAUAGACAACAAUGACAUAAAACUCCUUUCUUCAUGAAAUAAAGCUGACUUGGACCUCAUGACUCCAGAGAAGCUGGAGGCACUUCCAGUCAAACCUCUGGCCUGCUGCUUUUCCAUGAGGGGCGUUUGUUAACAAAAGCAUUUAUGAGUUUUGUUUCAAAGACAUUACAGAUGUUAGUUCAGCUCAUUCAUUUGAUGAGAAUUCUUGGAUUAAAAAUGUACAAAUUUCAAUCUGGGUUUCAUGUUUGUUUGUUUUUUCCUUCUGUAUUUUUCCAUGCUGGGUAGAAGGUCUCCACACUCCUCCUACUUCUUUAGUGGUGGUGUAAAAUUCCGUAAUAAAACGGCAUAUUCAUCUGCCUUCCCCCAUCAAACAUCAGGUCCAUGGACUCCAUCUCCCAUACACACCUGUAUAUCUCACCUCGGAAAACAGAGCCCUUGUUGCCAGAUGACUAGACUUUAUUUCAGCGCAAGAGAUAAUACCACACCUGGGUUCUCCACAUUCAGCAGUAUUUCCUGAAAUUUGAACUCUCUCCCUCUACCUCCCACACAGUCUUUGCAGCAUAAAAGAAUUCUAGACUUUUUUCCUGGCACCCCCUUGGCACAUGGGUUCCCAGUGCCACAAAGUCAUGGAUCCUUGCACUGCUCUCCUUUCCUGCAUCUGCCACCGCUUUCCAGCUCUGGCCUUUCCACUUGCCGGUGGAAGGCCAAAAGGUGGGCAGGGAGCAGUGCAGGGUGAGGCAAAAAGCGUGCAUAAGUUAUUGCAGAGAGAAACAGAGCACAGGUAGAGACUGGAAUGGGGAAAGGAAAGGAAGAGGGAGGUUGGAGAUGGGCAGAGGGAGGGCUUUAUGUGGCUGCAGGUUGUCUAUGAUUAAGUUAGCUUGGGUCCAGCCCACAGGCUGGAAGUCCUUUGCAUUGCAGCUUUGAAAUACCAAUUUUGACCUGUUCAAAUCAUUUUAGCAGUAACUGUUGUCACUCUGUAUGUUCCUUUUCUCCCUACUAACACUCAGGC